AUGACUAAGGCGCUGUUCAUCAAGCCAGCGUUGGCUGAGCAUUUCAAAAAGAUGGGAAUACCCAAAUUUCAAUACGGACACAAGCAUGUCAUUCGUCCAGCCAUUUGUCAUGAAAUUUUGAAGAAACUCGAACUAAAAUCGAAGUAUUCAAAUUCCAAACGAUUGGAUAUCAUUGAUGUGUUUCCAGGAUACGGCUUAUUUUCAUCGAUUUUGAACCAAGAACUUAAACCAAACAAGCAUAUAAUCGUAGAAGAUUCGAAAGAGAAUGUUGAAAUAUGGAAAGAUAGGAUCGAGUAUUUGCAAAAAGAAACAGGGAAUGAAGAAAAUUUUAUACUUUUCCCUAAAAACGGCUUCAAGUGGGAAACUUUCGAUGAAAUUCUUCAAAAAAAGAUUAUUGAGCCAAAAUAUGAAUCCAGAGAAAAAGUUCAUGACGAGUUACUCAUAGUGGGGAAUCUCACGACACAGAAGUUUGGUGAAUCUCUAUUAGCACAAUGGAUAAUGUGCUCUGUAUAUCAAAAUUGGUUACAAAAGUACGGAAGAGUACGAAUGAUAUGUUUCAUACCCGACGUUACUGCCCAAAAAUUUUGGUCGGGGGCCCACUUCAACAAGAGAAAUAAAUCUGCUAUUAAGAGAGAACUAUUCACUGACUCUCAUUUAAUCGCAGUCUCUGAAGUUUCCGAUAAUCUGGUUCCAAAUGGAAAUGACUAUGAUCCUAACCUUAUCAUGAAGGAUCAGCCAUAUUUGAUACCCUUGAAAUCCAUCCUUCCUGUUGGAGCUAGCUUAGCAGUUGUUGAAAUCGUUCCUACGAAUAGACCUGAUUUGGAUUUUGAUAUGCUUGAAUACAUUCUUCAAAUUUUAAUGUACAGAUCCACUGGUAAGCUUUCGGAUGCAUUAUCACAGUUAGCUCCUGGCGCUGAUAUAGAUUUGAUUCCAAAAAUUCCCAAAGAAAUUUUAAAUAAAUGCCCAAGAGAUCUUCUGACUGAAGAAUUCUUAUUGGUUUACGACGUGUUUAAUAAUUGGGCCUUCAAACCUUCAUUCACAGAUACUAUAGGUAUAUUUCAGGAAGAUACAAGAACAUUUUAA
Messenger RNA from Priceomyces carsonii, 1083 nucleotides. RefSeq names its product RNA polymerase specificity factor. Gene Ontology annotation, molecular function: mitochondrial transcription factor activity. Gene Ontology annotation, cellular component: mitochondrial DNA-directed RNA polymerase complex; mitochondrial matrix. Gene Ontology annotation, biological process: transcription initiation at mitochondrial promoter. Bases 1 to 1083 code for a protein of 360 amino acids. The transcript has a single exon. Lineage: Eukaryota; Fungi; Ascomycota; Pichiomycetes; Serinales; Debaryomycetaceae. The record is from RefSeq and is a predicted model, not a curated record.